This is a messenger RNA of Aspergillus terreus NIH2624, 813 nucleotides long. RefSeq lists its product as uncharacterized. The transcript has a single exon. The record is from RefSeq and is a predicted model, not a curated record. NCBI's taxonomy places the organism in Eukaryota, Fungi, Ascomycota, Eurotiomycetes, Eurotiales, Aspergillaceae. Bases 1 to 813 code for a protein of 270 amino acids.
AUGUUGCUCCCCUCCGCGCUCCCCUGUGACAUGCGCCGCCCGUCGCGCCUCACCCCCAGUCGCUUAUUCUCCACGCCUCCUCCCUCCGACGACGACUUCCCCUCCAGAAACGGGCUCCUGGGUACCUGUCGCGCCUUACAAUCCCUCCUCAACGCAUCUCCGGCACCGUCUCCGCGAUGCGCAAAGCCGCAACGCCUCCAAAGCCCCCUCCAUAUCAGACCCGCGACUCCUGGCCGGUCGCGCACGCCCAAAGCGGUCAACCCCUCUCCCACACCCUCCCGCGGCGUUAACAAACGACGACGCGACUGCUUCGAAGGAGACCUCGAUGAAGAUACCUCUAGUGAGAUGGAAACGUUCGCGCGGCACAGAUUCUCGACGCCCAAGCGUCGCCGACACGUCCCGUACGACCUACCAUUGGGUCUGUCACAAUCCGACUUUUACUCCCUCCACUCCCCGCCCACCACACAAUCACCUCCGUCACCCGCCCAUCUCACGAAACAGAACUCCAACACGCGUGAUGAUCGCGCGCCGUCGUUCGACCCCGACGCGGCGCUGCCGUCUAUCGAAGAGGCAGACGAGCCCGUCGCGUCGGACGACGGCUGGACCACCGACGAUGACCAGCGACUGGUCCAGAUCGUCUUGGAAAAAUUCCAACUAUCCCAGCGCGACUGGGACGAAUGCGCCCGACGAAUAGGCAAGGACAAUGCCAGUGUCGGGCGCCGGUGGCAGGCUCUCGUUGGCGACGGCAACGUCGGCUUGCGACGAGGCCGGCGCAUGGUCCGCGGCCGUCUCAACGAGAGCUGGCUGCAAUGA